AUGUGCAGCUAACUUCAUGCUGGACAAAAGCGUUUUUAUGGGAGCCAACCAGUGCGUUGUUUGUUUAUAAAUAAACAUUUUUAAGUUAAGAUAUGGUCUCAACGCGAGGACUGAAACUAAAAUUUUUUGAAGGCGAAAGGGUGUUGUGCUACGAACCAGAUCCUACAAAGGCUAAAGUUUUGUAUGAUUCAAAGGUACUGGAUAUUGUUAUCAAUAAGGACCAUAGAGGAAGAAAGAACAUAGAGUACUUGAUUCACUUCCAAGGCUGGAAUUCUUCCUGGGAUAGGUGUGUUGGAGAGGAAUAUGUUUUAAAGGACACCCCAGAGAACAGACAGUUGCAAAAAGAUCUGGCAGAAAAAGCACAAUUACAACUGGGAGCAUAUUUGUAUAGAAAGGAGAGGAAAAAGAACAGAAAGCCUGGUGAUAGAGCUUCUGCUUCAGAAGAUGGUGGUAGUUCUAGUAGUCCAGGAAGAAUGGAUACAGAUGAUGGUCAUGGUAUAACCAGCACUUCAGAAGAUGAUUCCUCUACUGAAGAUGAAGCAAUUUACAUAGAAUUAACUGCGGAUCUUAGAAAAAUAAUAGAAAAUGACUAUUACCUGAUUAAAGAAAAAAAUAAGUUAAUGAAGUUACCAGCAGAACCAAAUAUUGCAACUAUUUUAGAAUCUUAUUAUAGACAUUAUGCAACCAAUCAGAUCUGUGGACUUACAGAGAAGUCAACUGGGAGGUAUAGAACUCAAUCAAUCAAUCAGAAUAGUGUGAAACCAAAGCCUGAAGAUAUACAAAGAAAUUUGGCCAUAUGUAGAGAAGUAUUAGAUGGUUUAAGGAUUUAUUUUGAUUUCACAUUGAGCGACUUAUUAUUGUAUAAACAAGAAGUUGGUCAAAUAGCAUUCAAACAGGCUGUGUCUCAACUAGAUAAUGGUGAUGUGAAGAUGGAACUGAAAGCGGAAGAUUUGAAUAGCAAUCUCAACAAUGGUACCUACCUCACAGAAAAUGGCAACGACAGUGAUAAAAUAACAGCCCGACGACGGACACUGAGAUCCAACAGAAGCGAUUCUCAAGCAAAUGGAAACGCAUCCCCAAGAGAAAAUAAUUGUAAUAAUAACACCCCCAAACCAGCUUCAAGUGUCACCAGCAGCAAUUCAGACGUUGCAGGUCCUUUAUCCAAAACAUUGACGUGGAAAAUUCUUCCUGACCAUGUAUAUCACCAGCAGCCUCCUGCUCCUUGUUUGGUGUACGGAGCGACGCAUUUGCUCAGGCUUUUUGUGAAGUUACCGGACCUACUUACUUCCACAAACAUUCCAGAUGAAAAAUUGAAGGUUCUGCUUAGACAUUUCGAUUUGAUAAUAGGGUAUUUAAAUGAACACACCGAUUGGUAUGGAGAACAACACUACAUUGACGCCUUCUAAACAUUUUAGAUCUUAGAAACUACAAGAAAACGUUAACGUGUGAUAUUAUUUUCGAAUUAUUUAUUAGGUAUACGUUAUAGUAUUAGUAGUUAAAUAGUCCUUAACGAUUUGAGAGGAAUUAGUUAGUUUUGAGCAAAAUGAUUUAUUAAAAUUACGUCAAGAGCCGGAUAACUCAGGCGGUAGGAUGUCUUACUUUCACGCAGGUAGACCGGGGAUCGAAUCCCAGCACCGGCGAGAACAUCUAAAACAUUUUAAAAAAUGUCUAUAGUUCCCAGGUCGACUCAGCCUGAAUAGAAUGAGUACGUUUUUCAAUACCUGAAUAAAAUUAGUACAUAAAUAAAACUACAUUAAGUCAGAUAUAAUAAAAUGGAUCCAACAAAAACCGCUGGUGUUGCUAUAAAUUAUGGCAUUCUGUGAACGGCCGUAGCUCAACGGCAUGAUCACUGUUCUCAUACGCAAGAGCACGCGGGUUGGAGCCCUGCCAGCGACAAUCAAUUUUUCAUUUCUAAAAAUGAUACGAGCCGUUUCACCGUGCCUCGGAGAGUACGUUAAGCCGUCGGUCCCCCUGGGCUAGUGUUCAUUGACACUAGUUACUUAAAACAGGGUUAUAGAUGUAAAUGGCGCCGGAACAAUCCGAAAGGAUUUCCUCGGCAAAAAUGCCAUACGAUAUUAUUAUUAUGGCAUUAGGUACAAAAAGGCGAGUAAAACGUAAAGUGUAUAUUUGAGACCAAAAAGGUUUCGGAGAAAAAGAGCGUAAGUGUAUAUUUUGAGACGCCCGAGUAAUAAAUCGUCUAAUACAAUAGCAAUAGAAAUUAAAUUUUCGUUUUUGGUGAAGCAUGUGGUGUCUUUGAAAGGUACUACUGUUAGAUGUAUCUUUUGUUAAAGGCAGCAUGCUUUUCUGUUUGAAUAUCUACCCAAGUUAUGGAAAAAAGCCAGUGUUAACUAUGAAAACAGGUCAAUUUACUGAGAACUAUGGUUUACCGCACAGAAAACGAUCAUUAGUAAUGACAAUGACAGUAUCUCCUCCCGCUUACAGUAAUGAUGUGCCGAAAUCAGAAAAUCCGGAUUCGUAUCAUUACUGUUCGUCAUUCCAACUUUCUCUUCUCAACCUUACACAAUCAUUAUUAAUGUCAUUCUGAUAAACUCAUGUCAUUAUUAAUGACCGUGUAAGGCCCCUUUUAUAUAACUUCAGCUUUGAAAUAAACCAAAAGAUCAUAAAUACUCAAAACUUAUUACUUCCUAUCAGAUUUUAGCUACGUAAGUCGACAGUGUGUUUAUAUUUUCAUAUUAAGAAAGUUCAUAUCAAGCGUUUAUUAUUAAUUUCCUUUGAAGAUGGAAAAGCUGGCUAUAUUCCAUUCAAAUGUGCAGGUAUGUAUUAUGUAAAUAGAUUUUUAGCUUUCUGCAAAAGCUGUUUGAUUUUUUUGAUGACAUUAACGCCGCACAUUAUAAUGCACAAAUUGUUGCUAUGUUUGGUAUUACACUCACUGGCAAAAUUAACCGCCCACCUUAAAAAUGGGUCAUGUUUGAUGCCUCGAAUUUCCUAAGCCUGUUUUAGGAUUUAAGUGAUUUUUUAAUAUGUUAUAGUCUUAUUCUUUAAGAAUAUCGCUGUAAUAAUGCUGCUAGACAGGUAAAUUGUCUUUGUAUAUCGGGUAUACCAAUCAAACUGUAUUUUUUUUAAGUUCGCAUCACCCUGUGGAAUAUUCUAGCAUUUACAAAACACUGAAAUUUAAACCCAACUAUAGCCUCAACAUUCUGUUUUUUUAUUCAUUCACUUAUUGGACCACAAAAAAGUUAGGUACGUUAACAACUAGCCAUGUAUUGAAUCAAUACAGGUUGUUUUUAAAUAAGUAUGGCAAACUUUUAGGGGUAAUUUUGCAUGAAAAAAUAAAGACAGUUUUCUUUAUAAACGUAUUUCCGCAAAUGCUUCAUUUCCGAGAUAGGGGAUGUUGAAAUUUUUCUUACAAACUGACAAUUUAUUUAUUGCUCUAAAACCGGUUGAGAUAUGCAAAUGAAAUUUGGUAGGUUUUAAGACGUAGGUAAUAUGACCAGUAUGCACGCCAAUGGCGGAUAUAAAGUUCUUAAUUGUAUAUCAAAAAAUGCACAAUAACUACAGUAUUUCUCAUGAUCAUCUUUCAGUGCGUCACAGUUUUUCGAUUUCUUUCUAACGCAUUCAAUUGUAUGUGACAGAAAAAAAGGCACGUCGGUGAUUACAUUUCGUCGGUGACAUUUUUAUAACAUUUAUUCUAGUUAUUCUAGUUGUCGAUAGAUGGCGCCAUAAUAAAAUAAUUUUUAUUUUAAUUAGAUAAUAAUAUUACAAAUAUAAUCUGUAUAAUUUAUAAGACUAUACAAAUCAAAGAAAAUACCAUUUUAUAAAUGCAAGAAACAUAUUUGAUUUGUUUUUAUUCCAAAUUGAAAAUAGAAUGUGACAACUGUCAGAUUUAACUAAAAUGUCAUGUUAGAAUAAAUGUCAUAAAUGUGUAUUAUCACGGACUUACCCUUUUUCCUAUCAUUUGUUACGCACUGAAAAAUGAUCAUGAAAAGGACAAUACGUCUAAAGCCCACCAAAUUUCAUUUGCAUAUCUCAACCGGUUUUAGAGCAAUAAAUAAAUCGUCAGUUUGUAAGAAUAAUUUCAACAUCCCCAUCUCAGAAGCGUUUGCGGACAUACGUUUAUAAAGCAAAUUCAUUAUUUUUUCAUGUAGAAUUACCCCUUAAAGUUUGCCAUACUUAUUUAAAAACACCCUCUGUUGAUAAAAAACAUGGCUAGUUGUUAAAGUACGUAACUUUUUUAUGGUCCAACAUAAGCGAAUGAAUCAAAAAAGAGAAUGUUAAGAAAACAUGAGGCUAUAGUUGGGUUUUAAUUUCAGUAUUUCAUAAAUGCUAGAAUAUUCCACAGGGUGAUGCGAACUUUGAGAAAAAACUCAGUUUGAUUGGCACACCCGGUGACCAUGUACCUGUUUAGCAACAAUAUUAUUACAGCUAUGUUAAAUAAUGCUAUAACAUAUUAAAAAAUAACUUAGAUCGGACAACAGGUUUAGGAAAUUCGAGAUUUCGAGAAAAUCGUAUUUUGUGCUAAAAAAAACUUACUAAUGGUAAUAAAUAAUGUUAUACAUUAUGAAAAAUUAUCUGCAUCGUUUGUUUGAGUGAAAUAUUAUGUUAUUUCUUUUUUUAUUUUUAUUUUUAUAAGAAAAUAUAAACACAUAAUAUAAAUGUGAUAUGCAUAGUUUAUGAUUGUGUCAUAGACUUAAAUGUGUAAGUCUUGAAAUAAAGAAAGUAUUUUGAUAAUAGUAA
This is a messenger RNA of Diabrotica virgifera virgifera (western corn rootworm), 4695 nucleotides long. RefSeq names its product male-specific lethal 3 homolog (gene msl-3). The transcript is spliced from 10 exons. Bases 93 to 1406 code for a protein of 437 amino acids. Gene Ontology annotation, biological process: regulation of DNA-templated transcription; chromatin organization. NCBI's taxonomy places the organism in Eukaryota, Metazoa, Arthropoda, Insecta, Coleoptera, Chrysomelidae. Gene Ontology annotation, cellular component: NuA4 histone acetyltransferase complex; MSL complex; nucleus. The record is from RefSeq and is a predicted model, not a curated record.